Cicer arietinum (chickpea) is the source of this 1973-nucleotide messenger RNA. RefSeq lists its product as uncharacterized. Gene Ontology annotation, cellular component: cytoplasm; Cul4-RING E3 ubiquitin ligase complex. Gene Ontology annotation, molecular function: protein binding. Lineage: Eukaryota; Viridiplantae; Streptophyta; Magnoliopsida; Fabales; Fabaceae. The record is from RefSeq and is a predicted model, not a curated record.
CAAAAACACCAAACACAAAAGGUAGCGUAGCAUCUUCACUCUUCAAUUCUAAUUUCUAACUUCAAAGCCCGCUCGUUUAUUCCAGCACCAUUUCAACUUCCAUAAACGCAGACUCUGAAAAUUCAUCGAAAUGGAUAAUUUCCAUAAUAACAAUGUCAUUGGAAGCACUAAUAUGAUAAUGAAUAGAGAAUUGGGCUUCUCUCAUCCCUCCUCUUUAACUCGUCGCUUUUAUGCUUCAGAGGUCAUUGUAAAGAACCUGAAUUUAUAUGCGAGAUUAGAUGGUCAUGAAGGGUGUGUAAAUGCAGUGGAAUUUAACUCCACUGGUGACAUUCUUGUCUCAGGUUCUGAUGAUAGGCAAGUUAUGUUUUGGAGUUGGGAAUCCAAAACUAAACUACUUGUAUAUCCUUCUGGCCACUCAGACAAUAUUUUCCAGACUAAAAUCAUGCCAUUCUCUGAUGACAGCCGAAUAGUAACUUCUGCUGGUGAUGGCCAGGUAAGGCUUGGCAUCCUCCAGGAGGAUGGUAGAGUUAAUACUACGAUGUUGGGGAAGCACGACGGUUCUGUAUACAAGCUUGCUGUGGAGCCAGGAAGUCCCCACAUAUUUUACAGUUGUGGUGAAGAUGGAUUUAUUCAACAUUUUGAUUUGCGAAGUAGUUCUGCUACAAAACUUUUCUGUUGUUUCUCAAACAAAAAACAACCUCCAAGAAAAAUAGGGUUGAACUCCAUUGUGAUUGACUCUAGAAUUCCAUAUUACUUUGCAGUAGGUGGAUCCGAUGAAUAUGCACAUGUUUAUGACAUAAGAAAAUGCCAUGCAAAAGAUUCAGACAAACCUGUUAACACAUUUUGCCCUCGUCACCUAAUUGAGUCGAAUAAUGUCCAUAUAACAGGAUUAGCCUACUCAAAGUCAAGUGAACUCCUUGUGUCUUACAAUGAUGAGCUCGUCUAUCUAUUUGAGAAGAAUGUAGGCUUCGAUUCUUCGCCUCCAUCGGCUACAUCCGAAGAUCUGAAGAAUCUACAAGAGACACAAGUUUACUCGGGGCAUAGAAAUGCACAGACAGUUAAAGGAGUGAAUUUUUUUGGCCCUAAUGAUGAAUAUGUGUUGAGUGGCUCCGAUUGUGGCCAUAUAUUCAUCUGGAAGAAGAAAGAUGCUAAGCUAGUGAGAUUAAUGGUAGGUGAUCAAAAUGUUGUAAACCAACUUGAGACUCAUCCUCACAUACCCUUUCUAGCUACUUGUGGCCUAGAAAAAAAUGUGAAAAUAUGGGCUCCUCUAGGCAAUGAUACUCCUCCACUCCCUUCAAACGUGAAAGAGAUAACCGAGGCAAACAGACAGGGAAGGGAAGAUCGAUCACGGGUCACCCUUACUCCUGAUGUUAUAAUGCAUGUUCUUCGGCUGCAGAGGAGACAGACAUUGGCGUACAUUGAAAGGAGACAUAAUAGGGCGGAUAUUGUGAGUGAUGACGAAGAUGCAGAGGGAUAUCUUUUAGGAUUGUCAGAUGGUGAUGCCACUUCUGAAGAGGAUUCUUCUGGAAAUUCCAGGGAUUGCAACAUUAGCUAAAGCUUAAAGAAUUGGGUUUUGUUUCUGUUGGCUGACUAGUUCUUUAGAAAAUGUCGUUAACUUCAUUGUAUUCCACUAAGGUGUAGAAGUACCACAUACAUUCAUUUUUAAAGCAUGUGCUUACAAACAUCAUUAGGGAAUCAAUUGGUAUGCAAUAUGAAGUCUAGAUUGUUCCGGAUGAAGUUUGAAGUUCUGGUCAAUUAUAGGCAAAUUCAGAUACUAUGUAUACAAGUAUAAAAUAAAUAAACAAGAGUAUAUUUGGUGUGUACAAAUAGUCUCUCUUUCAAUGCUAUUAGUGAUUUUGUUUGUCCAUCAGGUGAGAAACUACCUCUUGUAUAGUUACUUUAUUUCAUAACUUCAUAAAUUUGAUAUUGGUAGUUAUGAAAUCUUAUCGAGGAAUGUAAUAUUUUAAAAAGUA